Molecule: messenger RNA, 5159 nt
Organism: Polypterus senegalus (gray bichir)
Lineage: Eukaryota; Metazoa; Chordata; Cladistia; Polypteriformes; Polypteridae
Product: metabotropic glutamate receptor 4-like
Biological process (GO): G protein-coupled glutamate receptor signaling pathway; regulation of synaptic transmission, glutamatergic
Cellular component (GO): membrane
Molecular function (GO): adenylate cyclase inhibiting G protein-coupled glutamate receptor activity
Source: RefSeq, a predicted model, not a curated record
ACACGCACUAACAGAAUCGGAUGGUAUUGCAAUGUAUUAAGCAGAUGAAAUUAUAAGGGCAUACUACUCUAGUUUGCCUUGACUUAGACAACUUUAUAAUACGCUGCUUUUUGCUUUAUGAAUAUAUGUUAAUGUUUGGUAAGUAAGGGGCUAUAUAACAUCAAGAAGGAUUAGACUGGAAUUAUAAUCUUUACAGAUGCAUUCAAAAGAAGUUAACAGAGGCUAGCAUCCCGAGUUGUGGAUUUGAUCGACAUUCAAAUUAAGAGAUUCGGGUUUAUUAUUUUUGGGUGAAAAAAAUGUCACGGCAGCAUCCUCUGUCUAAAACUCCAACUAUCUAGAGAGACAUCCACGCUCUACUUCGUUGCUCGAACACUGUCCAAGCCCCUUUGCAGGGAGAAGCCGAUUCUCAUCAAUGGACACAUUCCAGAUUAUUUAGUACUCGGAGCCUCCUGGCAAUAAGCAGUAUUUCAUAUCCCUGACAGCGGCUGCAUUAGCGGAGCGCUGUAAUAUCCUGCGCGAUCACUGGGAGACGCGUUGCAGUGGCCGCUCACGAAUGCCGCGAAGCUCCGGUCGCCAGAGGAGAGCGUUUGCCUGCAGACGCGGAAAGGAAGCCCAGAUAAAAGGACGGCUUCCCCGUUAAUGUGCACGCACGUCAGACUGGGAGUAGCAAGCCGAGUGAAUGGAAUUUGCGCCGAUCGCUCGGACGCCUUUUUCUUGAAACAACGUUGUCUGCUGUCGCCUGACUGACAUUCUGUUCGGCUUGAGUCGACCACAUUCUGUAGUCUUCAAAAAUCUGGAGUUUCUCAGAGUGGGACGUGAGCCGAGGACGUGCAGUAAUUCUUUUGCUCUUUGACUUUAAACCUUCAAUACUCGACCUGCGCAGCCUCCAGCUCAAAGCCAGCAUAAACUGGGAGUACAGCAUAUGUUACGAGGGGAUUGGUGAGACGCCAGCUCGUUCACUGCUGCUGGUGGCUGGAAAUCACUGGCAGACUUAUGAAGAAUGAUACCUGGUUUCAUCCCAAUGCUACCGAGAGGAUUUACGCUAGAUGCCACGGAUGCAGCUACUCGCCAACUUUGAGAACUCUUUGUUCUGUACUGCUUCAUGGAUCGCCUGACUUUCUUUACCAGACUGUUUCAUAAUUGUAUCUGUGUUGUGGUGACUGUGAGGAGAGGAAGUCAAAAUGAGCCGAAUGCUUUGAAGGCCAGCAGUCAGUGGAGACAAGGAUUCUGAAAGCUCAAUUUUUGGUGGAGAUAUAGAAGAACAGUUGCUGUAGCUUUGCCUGGGCUGCCCUAUAAAAAAAAGACAACAAGAGCUUUUCUCUGGCCACAAUGGUGCCUAAUGCUUGGAAGCACUGCUGCUCCAGCUGCAUCUUGUUGUGCCUGUUGGCUUAUUGCUUCAUUUCUUCUAUAGCAGCCAAGUCCAGAACUCCAGGUCACACACACUUGAAUUCAAUCAGAAUAGAUGGAGACAUCUCUUUAGGGGGUCUUUUCCCCGUUCACUCUCGGGGCAGUGAUGGAAAGGCCUGUGGAGAACUCAAAAAGGAGAAAGGCAUCCAUCGACUUGAGGCCAUGCUGUAUGCCCUUGAUCGGAUCAAUAAUGACGCAGAGCUGCUCCCCAACAUCACAUUGGGGGCUCGCAUUUUGGAUACCUGCUCCCGGGAUACCCACGCGCUGGAGCAAUCACUCACCUUUGUUCAGGCGCUCAUUGAAAAGGACGGCACUGACGUCAAGUGCUUGAGUGGAGGGCCACCCAUUAUUACGAAACCAGAGAGAGUGGUGGGAGUCAUUGGGGCAUCUGCCAGUUCAGUGUCCAUAAUGGUGGCCAACAUUUUGCGACUCUUCAAGAUUCCCCAGGUGAGCUACGCCUCGACCGCCCCAGAGCUGAGUGACAACAGUCGCUAUGACUUCUUCUCGAGAGUGGUUCCACCAGAUACCUACCAGGCUCAGGCCAUGGUGGACAUUGUCAAGAAGAUGAAAUGGAACUAUGUGUCCACAGUGGCUUCUGAAGGAAAUUAUGGUGAAAGCGGUGUGGAUGCCUUCAUCCAAAAGUCUCGUGAGGAUGGUGCAGUGUGUGUGGCACAGUCAGUUAAAAUCCCACGGGAGCCCAAAGCUGGAGAAUAUGACAAGAUCAUCCGGCGCUUGAUGGAAAAUCCCAAUGCCAGGGUUGUCAUUUUGUUUGCCAAUGAGGAUGAUAUUAGGAGACUCCUGGAAGCAGCCAAAAAGGCGAAUCAGACAGGCCAUUUUCUCUGGGUCGGGUCGGAUAGCUGGGGUUCCAAAAUAUCCCCAGUGCUACACCAGGAAGUGGUGGCAGAUGGAGCAGUUACCAUCUUGCCCAAGAGGAUGUCAGUCAGAGGGUUUGAUCGCUACUUUGUGAGCCGCACACUGGACAAUAACAGACGGAACAUAUGGUUUGCUGAGUUCUGGGAGGAUAACUUUCACUGCAAAUUGAGUCGGCAUGCCCUGAGGAAAGGAUCUGGAAUUAAGAAGUGCACAAAUCAUGAGCGGAUCGGCAAGGAUUCUUCCUACGAACAAGAAGGAAAAGUACAGUUUGUCAUUGAUGCGGUCUACUCCAUGGCUCAUGCCCUUCACAACAUGCAUAAACAACUGUGCCCAGGCAAAGUUGGCCUCUGUUCCAAGAUGGACCCCAUAAAUGGCACAAUGUUGCUCAAGUUCAUUCGUAAUGUCAACUUCACAGGUAUUGCUGGGAAUCCUGUGCUCUUUAAUGAAAAUGGAGAUGCUCCAGGACGUUAUGACAUCUAUCAGUAUCAGAUGAAAAACAACACUACAGAGUACAAGGUCAUAGGUCAAUGGACUGAUCAACUACACUUAAACAUGCAAGCAAUGCAGUGGCCUGGAGUUUCUGGCCAGGUUCCAGCCUCUAUCUGCAGCCAGCCAUGUCGCCCAGGGGAACGUAAGAAGAUUGUCAAAGGCAUCCCAUGCUGCUGGCACUGCGAACGAUGUGAUGGGUACCAGUAUCAGGCAGACCGCUUUACCUGCAAGAUGUGUCCCUUCAACUUGCGUCCUAACGAAAACCACACUGGAUGCCGGCCAAUUCCAAUUGUCAAGCUAGAAUGGAGUUCACCUUGGGCAGUAAUUCCAGUGUUCAUUGCAAUCCUUGGGAUCCUGGCAACUUUAUUUGUGGUGGUGACAUUUAUCCGCUAUAAUGAUACACCUAUUGUAAAGGCGUCUGGUAGGGAGCUGAGUUAUGUUCUGCUGACAGGUAUAUUUCUGUGUUAUGCCACCACUUUCCUUAUGAUCUCUACUCCAGAUGUUGGUAUUUGCUCCCUGCGGCGUAUUUUUUUGGGCCUGGGAAUGAGUAUCAGUUAUGCAGCUUUACUUACAAAGACCAACCGCAUUUAUCGUAUCUUUGAACAGGGCAAAAAGUCUGUUUCAGCACCACGCUUCAUAAGCCCAGCCUCACAGCUGGUCAUCACGUUCAGUUUAAUUUCUGUGCAACUGAUUGGAGUUUGCAUCUGGUUUGGAGUGGACCCUUCACAAGCCAUCAUUGAUUAUGAGGACCAGCGUACAGCAAAUCCCGAAUUUUCCCGUGGAGUGCUCAAAUGUGAUAUCUCAGACUUAUCUCUCAUUUGCCUGCUUGGAUACAGCAUGUUAUUGAUGGUCACUUGUACCGUCUAUGCAAUCAAGACACGUGGCGUCCCAGAGACCUUCAAUGAGGCAAAGCCUAUAGGCUUCACUAUGUAUACUACUUGUAUCGUCUGGCUGGCUUUUAUUCCAAUUUUCUUUGGAACAUCACAGUCCACAGAGAAGAUGUACAUUCAAACCACCACGUUAACCAUUUCUGUGAGCCUGAGUGCCUCGGUCUCUCUGGGAAUGCUCUACAUGCCGAAGGUGUACAUUGUGCUUUUUCACCCAGAACAGAACGUGCCCAAGCGUAAGCGAAGUCUGAAGGCUGUGGUCACUGCUGCCACCAUGUCAAACAAGUUCACGCAAAAGGGCAGCUUUAGACCCAAUGGUGAAGCAAAAUCUGAGCUCUGUGAAAGUUUGGAAACGCAAUCUUUGGCUUCUAAGCAAACAUACAUCAGCUACAGCAACCAUGCGAUCUAACUGGAAUGCUCAAGGGCGCCAGAGCCAGACCUCACUGUGGAGAGCUCACGAUGACCAGAAAUAAAUGUAAAAAAUUCAACAAUAAGGAGUAACGUGCAGUGGAACAAACAAACAAACAUACAAACAGAACUAAAGUAUGAAAGGAUUCAGGGUUGGAGGCACAGCCUUUUUAAAGUUACAAAAAGCUGGUAGAGGAACAAAAAAAAAAGUCACUGGAGGUCAGAAGGUGGAAAGGAGUACAUCAUAAAGAGUAGCAUUGGGUAGAAGCACAAGGUUCAAUGGCAACGGCAGGAGAUUUAUUUCUAACUGAGUCAGCUGUCCUUUCUGGGGUCAGCAAUACUGUUUGCAUGUAUAACUGAUGUUUCCCUGAAAUCUCUGUAGUUUAUGGCCUGUGCCAUUUUUUAAGGACAGAUGCUGGUCCGGAUGAAAGGGAGUACCACACAAGGAGGCCAUCUGAGUUAAACAAGUUGGUAAAAUCAGUAUUGACAUCCAUGGACUUCACAGCGCAAGCCAGAAGCCGUUCAUCAGACAAACAAACAAAUAAAAAAAAUAAACAACUCCCUCCUGGGAUCCCACAUGUUUCAUUUUGUAAACCCUGGCAUUUGUGGCACAUUUAGAAAGCCAAUGAUAAAUAAACACCAGGGGGAACUUCCUAUACGGUCAGGGAUCUUAAUUUUGCCUCUCUUCCUAGAUGUUUGUUUGAGGUUAUACUAGACUUACUGCACUUUGGGCCUCAUUUCCUUCGAUUUGUGUGGGUGCACUUUAAUCACUGGGCACUAUCACUAUCAUGGCAUUUAAAAGUAACUCAAAAAUGAUUGCGGUAAUGCUACAGGAAUGUCGAUUGGGAUUUGUUUAAUGCACAGCUGUCUUUCCUGUACAUUAUCAAUUAUAAAAACAACAAAACUUUGCACUGCUGCCCUGCAAAUAUCCACAGUAAAACUUUUAACAUUCCUUUAAUGUUUGUUAGCACUAGCCACCUGGUGACACUGCCGUCCAGAUCUUCUUCAGAACCGCUAGGCUAACGAAACUCAUGGUUUGAUGCGCUGACCUCCAAAAAGAAAAACCCUCACUGCCGCCCACUCCACACUGCCAUC